Molecule: messenger RNA, 1536 nt
Organism: Aureobasidium pullulans EXF-150
Lineage: Eukaryota; Fungi; Ascomycota; Dothideomycetes; Dothideales; Saccotheciaceae
Exons: 2
Coding region: 1-1536 (511 amino acids)
Biological process (GO): positive regulation of transcription by RNA polymerase II
Cellular component (GO): nucleus
Molecular function (GO): transcription cis-regulatory region binding; zinc ion binding; DNA-binding transcription factor activity, RNA polymerase II-specific
Source: RefSeq, a predicted model, not a curated record
AUGUCAGGCACGCGCACUCGCUCAGGGUGCAUGGCAUGUCGACGCCGCAAGAAACGAUGCGAUGAAGUCAAGCCAAAUUGCCGGCGUUGUCAAGUAUCUGGCGCGUCUUGCCUCUAUCCCAAUGCCAGCGGAUCUUUCAAUGAGCGAUACCUUAUCUCGUCAGCUUUGAAUCAUUACAUUCUACCAAGCACAUCUGCCGAAAGACAUUUUGUGAAUCUACAUCCGAGAGAUAUUGCUCGCCUUUGCCUGUCAUACGAUGAACAGACUACUCACCCUUUCGACACAGAUCUCACUAUCUAUGGUCAGAUACCGAGGCCCUUAUCUGGAAAUGAUGCUCUCGUAGAUGUCUCUGAGAGGAACUUACUUCAGUAUUAUUCUGAAGUCAUCAGUGCAAGCAGAGUCUACGUGACCGGGGACGUGAAUCCGUUCCGUUCGUUGACUAUGCCUUUUGCUUAUACACGACGUGGACCUCUGCUUUUAACCAUUUUAGCCUUGAGUGCAGCUGAGAUGGCCAAUUCGGGCUGCGGUCAGCCCGCUCGUUUGAUGUCGAAUGCUGCUGUGUAUUAUGACAAUGCGAUCAACCAGCUGCAGCAGUCGCUGGAGAACUCCUACGACGCCGAGGAAAAUCUCUUGACUUGCGUCCUUUUGUCUUCUUUCGAGAUCACCAACGGAUCUCGUCCAGCAUGGCUGCAACAUCUCAACGGAGCUGUAGCUAUCCACAACCAUUUCGCGUCGUCUAUUGGUCGUGACUCUGCCUUAUUCGCCUACCAAUACUUCAGCUCUAGAUGGAUACUAUUGGAAACGACCAUGCCUCCAGGAACAUACCCAUGGGAGAAAGUCAUGGCAGAAGAUUCGAUGACAUUUCAGCUUCUCCAGAACCUGAAUUCAAUGCUGGAGCAAACGGUCGAUACUGUUCCCACUGUCGCGAUGCAAAACAUCGACAAUAACAUCGGUUGCUCGUUGGAAUAUCUUCAGCUCAUCAACAGAAUAUCGAUCCUGUCGGCUAUGAAGUUUCACUGUCAGGCCGAUGAGACUGCUACCGAGGAAACCUACGAGCUGUAUUCUACCACAGCGAUGGCCUUCGAUGACGCCCUGAAGGAAAUGGUAUUUAUCACCAGAUCACAAGACACAUAUAUUGAACAAAGCAGCCGAUGUUUCAAGCUAGCGGCCAGAGUCUACCUACGUCUGAUCUGUCUCGAUGCCAACCUCAAUCACUUAGCCUUGAUCGAGAUGCAGAACGACUUGGUUCAAGCUUUGCGCCUGGUUAUCAACGAAGACCAGCAACGACGAGCAUUCCCUAUGUGGCCUCUGUUUAUCGCUGCAUGUGCAAGUUAUGAGGACGAGCACCGAAAGGUUGUCCUGGACAUGUUCCGCACGCUUGAGAGAAAGUGGCCGAUUGGCAACAUCACAUAUGUCCGGAACGUCACCACACAAAUCUGGCAAAGUCGCGACUUGAACGGGCACGACAACAACAGCCGAAGACACGACUGGCAGAGGCUCAUCACGACAUUCGGCUGGAAGCUCGCGCUGUCCUGA